GGAAGUGCGUGCGUUUGGCGGAAGUGCUUCACCUGCACGCGUCCGCGGGGCCCGGACCCUCAGCCAGCUCCACCCUCAGGUGGUUUGAACUUUGAGCUUCUUGCCCUGAUGAACAGUUUCGCCUUCCUCAAGUUUAUAACACUUGAAACUACAAGAACUGGCGGUUUUAUGCAGUUUGAGACCAGUCAGCACUAAGCAGAGUUCGGAGUGCUAAGAGAAAGAGCUUAAAAUGGCUUCCAGAGGAAAGACAGAGACAAGCAAAUUAAAGCAGAAUUUAGAAGAGCAGUUGGAUAGACUAAUGCAGCAGUUACAAGACCUGGAGGAAUGCAGAGAAGAACUUGAUACAGAUGAAUACGAAGAAACCAAAAAGGAAACUUUGGAGCAACUAAGUGAAUUUAAUGAUUCACUGAAGAAAAUUAUGUCUGGAAAUAUGACUUUGGUAGAUGAACUAAGUGGAAUGCAGCUGGCUAUCCAGGCAGCUAUCAGCCAGGCCUUUAAAACUCCAGAGGUCAUCAGAUUGUUUGCAAAGAAACAACCAGGUCAGCUUCGGACAAGGUUAGCAGAGAUGGAUAGAGAUCUCAUGGUUGGGAAGCUGGAAAGAGACCUGUAUACUCAACAGAAAGUGGAGAUACUAACAGCUCUCAGGAAACUCGGAGAGAAGCUGACUGCAGAUGAUGAGGCCUUCUUGGCAGCAAACGCAGGUGCUGUACUCAGCCAGUUUGAGAAGGUCUCUACAGACCUUGGCUCUGGAGACAAAGUUCUUGCUUUGGCAAGUUUUGAGGUUGAAAAAACAAAAAAAUGACAUGGUGUGAAAGCUGGGGACGUUGAUCUCGUUCUCGUUGUAAAUGGCAUUUUUCUUCUGGGGAUUUUGAGUCAUUGCAAAGAAGUCAAGAGAUUCAUGAAAUGUAUUAAUCACCUAAACAAAGGUGUCAGAAAAAAUACUUGUAGCUUCUGUUCCUGCCCUUCAUCAUCAUGCUUUGUGCAGAGUUACCUGCCUCAGUGAUCCUCGACCUGUUGAGAUGGACUCAUCGGACUGUGUUCGUUAUGGUUUGUCUGUUCAAGAGAGAGAAGACGGGACACUUGCCCUGCCUGCUUUUUGUUGGGGUUCCUUGUUUGAAGCGCUGGUGGUAAAUGAGAAGAUGUGACCCGGCCAUGCUUUUCUGCUGGUGAUUUAUCCCCACUCCUUGGAGUGAGUAAGGUGGCAACAUCUGCAGACCUCGUAGGUGUUUGUAGCAUCUUAGAGUUCUAAGUGAUCUUAGAAAUCGUUGUCAUUUUACAAACGAGGAAAGUGAGGCUCAGAAAGAGCCAGGGACUUGUUUUGAGUCACAUUAGAGACAGAGCCAGGAAUAAGACCCGGCUGUCCUGACUCUCAGUUUAGUGUCCGCCGAGUUUUAGGUCUUUAUCUUGUACUGCUUUAAAAAAUAAUUAACACAUAUUUGUGCAAGUCCGUGUUUCCGAAAUGUCCACGUCCCAACAGAAAGUUGUCACCGAGGGACCAUUCCCCAGCCUCCGUAUGAAUGGUGCCCAUUGUAUCUCGAGUUUUGAGCUUGGAACAAUGGGAGCCCUGUUGAGAGUCCCCUGAAGUAACUCAGCCUCCAGCGUUGUUUCACCAGGGGAGCAAUUGGAAAUGGCAGCCGAGGCCCCCAUGUGUGUGACCUCUUUGCUAAAAACCAGAGGGUGAUGACUGUUAACUACUAUUUUCUCUUCAGUUUUCUGAAAAACCCAGAGAAAGUUGUAAAGAAAAGCUAGUUUCUCUCCUGAGUGUUUACGGCUCUUUGCAUGUUCAAAUAUAUAGAUUUCCCCGUGUGCGUGUAUGUUGGCUUACUUCCUAGACUUUGGCCACUUUGUAUUCGUUCAUAUUUUUCUCAGUAUUCCUUUUCUUUGCGUUUUAUACAAAUUAAAAACAUUUUUAAAGCUUCUUAUAUACUGUAAAAUCUACUAGGUGCUCUGCAAACUGGACAGAUUAGGGGACCUCAGCUACAUCAAUGCCUUAUUUGGAACUUGUAACAGGUAAUUUUUUUAUACAUUGGUUUGUGAUGGUCGAAAGCUCAUUAAAUUGUGACAAACUAAGAAAAA
Messenger RNA from Phacochoerus africanus (Common warthog), 2076 nucleotides. It is a transcript of the gene LZIC, whose product is annotated as leucine zipper and CTNNBIP1 domain containing. The coding region runs from base 230 to 802 and encodes 190 amino acids. Gene Ontology annotation, biological process: negative regulation of Wnt signaling pathway. Gene Ontology annotation, molecular function: beta-catenin binding. Lineage: Eukaryota; Metazoa; Chordata; Mammalia; Artiodactyla; Suidae. The transcript has 8 exons. The record is from RefSeq and is a predicted model, not a curated record. Gene Ontology annotation, cellular component: beta-catenin destruction complex; cytosol; nucleus.